This is a messenger RNA of Kuraishia capsulata CBS 1993, 540 nucleotides long. RefSeq lists its product as uncharacterized. NCBI's taxonomy places the organism in Eukaryota, Fungi, Ascomycota, Pichiomycetes, Pichiales, Pichiaceae. The record is from RefSeq and is a predicted model, not a curated record. The coding region runs from base 1 to 540 and encodes 179 amino acids. The transcript is spliced from 2 exons.
AUGUUGUUAAAUCUGACAUUUGUCACCGUGUUGUCUUUGCUGGCUAGCAUCGUUAAUGGGUUGGCCAUUGCAACAACGGAAUCGCCCGCUUUGUUCAUCAGUGACGGCAAGUCAAAGUACGAGUUGGGCCAGCUUCGGUUUGACCAGAAAUGGGAACUGACCCACACUGAUGCUGAGUUUCCUAGUGGAAAAUACUGUGUGGGAAUUAGUGGUCAAGAGUGUUUUAAUCACAAGGAGGUGGACUAUCCACUAAGUCAGAAGGUGUUGCUUAGGCUGGUCAACAACACCAUAAACUCCGUGACUUUGAUUCAGAUAGAUGAGGAGGGUUUGCAAUUGGAGCAACGUGAGAUUCGCAAAGGCGCUUCUCCAAGACUUGGAACCAAGAAGACACCAGUGGAGAGUGGGAAGGGUCAGGCAGCCUCAUCAAACGAGGAACAGCCUCUCGUGGGUGAAAAAUCAUUCAUUCAAAAGUACUGGAUGUACAUAGUUCCUGUAUUGUUGAUGAUCAUGCUGGUUGGUGGGGAUGGCAAAGAGCAUUGA